Messenger RNA from Dentiscutata erythropus, 546 nucleotides. The record is from the annotation of a GenBank genome assembly. Lineage: Eukaryota; Fungi; Glomeromycota; Glomeromycetes; Diversisporales; Gigasporaceae.
AUGUUGGUUGUAGAAAAUAAAGAAAAAUCAUUGUUUGCAUAUUGGUUGCCAUCAGAAAGAUUUAUUGACGAUAAUGAUGAGCAAAUAUCAUAUAUGCCUUUUGGUUAUUAUGCUAAAAAGAUAUUAAAGCCCACUAAUGAUGCGAUGAAAGAAUGUAUGAAAGACUGUGUAGCGGAAGCUAGUAUAUUGGAAAGACUAUCAUCAUUAGUCUCAGCUUAUUAUAUAAUAGUUGGUAUAGGUUCUGGAAUAGCAAGGAUAUAUACACCAUCCUCAUGUACUGACUGGCCGUAUGUGUCCGUUUUAUUAGCUUGGACAUUUGUAGUAAUUUUUAAAAGAUCAAUCUGUGGAAGGUUAAUAGUGAAAAGUCCUAGUGAUAUGUUGAACGAGUUCGUAAAUGCUAAAAAGUUAGUAUUAAAUGAACAAUUAAUUGUAAAAGAUCUUAGUGAAAAAGAUCUAAUACGUAAACGAACAUUGGUUAUAUUUAUUGGUAUAAUAACAAUUCUAUUUCCUUGGCUAUCAAUACUUAUGGCUUAUUAUACUCCUCCU